AUGUUUGCAGCCCUGAAUGAAUUGUCUAGAAAAUGUCCACAUUCAUUCAAUGAUCAACUAUUAUCGACUAAUAAUAACUUAUCAUUAUUAUUUCAUUAUAAAGGUUCAUCUAAAAUUCUGUCGAUCCAUCGUCUAUUUGAGCCUCUCACGCUUGGUGAAUGUUUUGGAGAUAUGAGCAUUAAUUAUUACUCGUGUAAUAUUAGUUUGCCAUAUUUAUUUAUAUGUGCUAAUGGUCGACAAUGUAUACUACGCCUUGUAAUUCACGAUGGUGUUGGAAACUGCGAUGAUUUAUCCUACGAAUCAGCAUUAGCGCCAGAAUGUACAAAAUCACAAUUUGGUAUUGAUCCAGCACAAUGCGUUGAAUCAUUUGAAUGUAAAUAUUUACGUGGUAUUAUUCGAUAA
Molecule: messenger RNA, 402 nt
Organism: Didymodactylos carnosus
Lineage: Eukaryota; Metazoa; Rotifera; Eurotatoria; Philodinida; Philodinidae
Source: the annotation of a GenBank genome assembly